UCCAGAUACAGCCUCGCUAGCCCAUUGUAUCUCCCAGGAAUAUUCGGAUGGGAAAGGGCAUUGCAACACUUUUUAAAGCAAAGUUUGGACGUGUUCAGGAGUUGAGUGAUCAGUGUCGCAAACCGGGAGAAGUUGCCGUCCUGAAGCAUGGUCAAAGAUUUAUCUAUUACUUAGUCACUAAGGAACGAUAUUGGCACAAGCCCACAUAUUUAAGUCUUCGGUCUUCUUUACAAGCAAUGAAACGCCAUGCUCUCCAGCAUAAUGUUGCUGCCAUUGCUAUGCCUCGCAUUGGAUGCGGACUGGAUGGUCUAGUGUGGGACCGAGUCCGUGAGAUCCUUACUGAUGUAUAUAAAGAUACUGAUAUCAAGAUUUCUGUUUAUUCCAUUUGAGGCUUUCUACUUGAUAUAUACAAAGCAUAUGAAGAUGAUCAUCUGUAUAGAAAUGGUAUGAGCACGCUCAUGGCAUGUGCAUGUUAAACCAUUGUUUCCGUAAACCCAAGAUGGAACCUAGGGUGAUUUAUUUUAUGAUACGUAUUUGAAAGUUGCUGUCCAUGUAAACAGUAGCCAUAUAUUGUGCAGAAAAUGAGUUCUUGUCUCCAUCACAGUGAUGGCCACUAGCUGUCCAUCUUGGAAAGACCUUGAAAAUAUAAAUAGGUCUUGAAGCUAGGAUAAGGUUCAAGUGCAGCUAAUAUAUGUAGUAGAUAGGUUAUGAAAACUAAACAUUUGAUGAAUAGAUUUUCAGUUUUAUAGGUUAGCCAUGCAAUUUUGGUGACUUGCUCAGAGAAGUCAGACAUGUUCUCAGUUAUUGAGAAUUUUAUCAAGGGUGUAAAAAGAAACUUUUAAUUGAAAUCACCCAUACAAUUAAAGCUGUAGAAGGAUUUUGAAAUUUUUCUUUGAUUUAGGAUGAACAGCUUGGGGCAGCAUUUGCUGUCAGUAUUUGAUAAGGAAUAUUAUUUUUCCACAGAGGUCUUCUUUCCAAGUGUUGGAAAAUGAGUACAACUUUUA
Penaeus vannamei (Pacific white shrimp) is the source of this 1004-nucleotide messenger RNA. Lineage: Eukaryota; Metazoa; Arthropoda; Malacostraca; Decapoda; Penaeidae. The record is from RefSeq and is a predicted model, not a curated record.